AUUUUUUUUAAAAAAAAAAAAAAAACGGUACAUCGUGAAUCAGACCCGGGCUUAAACCGGGUGCGAUUCGAGUGCAGAGAAAGUGGAUUUAAAUUAAGAUUUCAUUUCCUUAAAAGACUCCGAAUUGAAAACAUGAGUGGAUUCGCGAAACUCUUCGGGAAAGGUAAGGGUUCAACUGGGAAAGGUCCCACUCCUCAGGAAGCCAUUCAGAAGCUCCGAGACACGGAGGAGAUCCUGGUGAAGAAGCAGGAAUUCCUGGAGGAGAAAAUCAACAAGGAGCUGCAGAUUGCUAAGAAGAAUGGGACCAAAAACAAGAGAGGUACAAAGUGGAUGCUGUGUGUAUCUCGUCUCAGUGACUCUCCUCAGGGAUGUUGUGUGUGUGUAUCUCGUCUCAGUGACUCUCCUCAGGGAUGCUGUGUGUAUCUCGUCUCAGUGACUCUCCUCAGGGAUGUUGUGUGUGUGUAUCUCGUCUCAGUGACUCUCCUCAGGGAUGCUGUGUGUGUGUAUCUCGUCUCAGUGACUCUCCUCAGGGAUGUUGUGUGUGUGUCUCGUCUCAGUGACUCUCCUCAGGGAUGUUGUGUGUGUGUAUCUCGUCUCAGUGACUCUCCUCAGGGAUGUUGUGUGUGUGUAUCUCGUCUCAGUGACUCUCCUCUCCUCAGGGAUAUUGACAAGGUCGACGAGUUGAUGUCUGAGAUCACGGAGCAGCAGGACAUCGCUCAGGAGAUCUCCGACGCCAUCUCCAGACCCACGGGCUUCGGGGACGACGUGGACGAGGAGGAGCUCCUUGCAGAGCUGGAGGAGAUGGAGCAGGAGGAUCUGGAGAAGGACCUGCUGACUGUGGAGGACCAGACUCCGGACGUCCUUCCCAGCAUUCCCACCGACCAGCUGCCCUCCUUGCCCUCCCAGAGCAACAAGAAGCCAGCAAAAGCAGAGGAUGAAGAUGAUGAAAUGAGAGAGCUGGCAAACUGGGCUUUAUGAGGAGAGAGGGAACGAGACGGAGGAAGGAGAGGGAGGAGGGAGGAGAGAGGAGAGCGAGAGGAGAGGGAGAGGGAGGAGAGGAGAGGGUUACACGUUGCAAUUAUGGUGCCUUAAGUUCUAGCUUCUUUAAUUAGGGCUGCGCUGAAACUCUGAGUCGCCAUUGUGAAGUGUUAAUUAAUGAAUGAAUUACCAUCGGGUGUUCAAUUAAUCCACUCCUCACCGCGCUGAUUGCAAAACGAGACGCUGUCCUCCCCUCACCUUUACAACGGAGUGCAGGCCGACGCGCUCCAAAAGCCCAUCGGAAGAGGUGUUUCCUCUCCAUUGUAAAGGUGAGGGAAGGACAGCGCCUCUCGUUUUGCAAUCAGCGCGCGGGCCGAGUGGAUCAAUUGAACACCUGCGGAUUUUAAAAAUAAUGAAUUAAUUAAUAAAGGCGCUUCUGAAUUUCAGCGCAGCCCCUCAGGAGAUCUCGUUUUCAAGAACAGGAUUUAAACAAAGUAGUAAACAAAACAAUGUUUAUUUGAGAACUGGUUUCAUUUACUGAUGCGUUUCUCUGCUGUGAAACCGGAGCUUCAGACGGUCUCUGUUGAAUGAAGUCUUUCUCAGCGUCUUCAGUGUCAAUUCAAUGGCAAACGUUUCCACUAGAAGUCUCUCUCAGUGUCUUCAGC
Messenger RNA from Polyodon spathula (Mississippi paddlefish), 1643 nucleotides. RefSeq names its product charged multivesicular body protein 4a-like. Lineage: Eukaryota; Metazoa; Chordata; Actinopteri; Acipenseriformes; Polyodontidae. Gene Ontology annotation, biological process: late endosome to vacuole transport via multivesicular body sorting pathway; vesicle budding from membrane. The record is from RefSeq and is a predicted model, not a curated record. The coding region runs from base 133 to 978 and encodes 281 amino acids. Gene Ontology annotation, cellular component: cytoplasmic side of plasma membrane; ESCRT III complex; multivesicular body. The transcript is spliced from 5 exons.